CGCGCAGCCGGGAGAGCCGAGUCUCCUGCCUCCCGCCCCCCACCCCUCCAGCGCCUGCUCCUCCUCCGCUCCCCAUACACAGACACGCUCACACCCGCUCCUUCACUUGCACACACAGACACACGCGCGCUCACACGCUCCGCACACACACUCCAGUCUCUCCCGCGCGCUCACACCCCUCUCGCCCGGCUCCCUCGCCAGUGUCGCGCCGCGCCGCGCCGCAGCCGGACGCCCCUCCAGGGUUCACUUUGCAACGCUGACAGAGCCCGCAGUGUCCGUGGAGGUGGGAAACGUGGCGACAUCCUACCCCCUGGUCGCAACCGGAGACUGGACGCCUGCGGAACCUCUCGGCGGCGCUCUCCCAUGAGUUGGGAUCGCAGCAUCCCCCGCCAGCCGCUCACCGCCUCUGGGAGCCGCUGGAUUUGUGCACCGCAGCCCUUCCGGGACAGCAGCUGUGACUCUCCCCCAAUCCAGAUUUCGGGGUCGCUCUCUAGAAACUCGCUCUAAAGACGGAACCGCCACAGCACCCAAAGCCCACUGCGGGAGAGCGCAGCCCGACAAGCCCGGGCGCUGAGCCUGGACCCUCAGCAGAGCGGGCCAGCACAGCGGCGGCUGCUUCGCCUAUCCCUAUCCCGACGUCCCCGCCUCCUACACUCUCAGCCUCCGCUGGAGAGACCCCCAGCCCCACCAUUCAGCGCGCAAGAUACCCUCCAGAUAUGCCCUGCGUGCAAGCCCAAUAUAGCCCUUCGCCUCCGGGGUCCACUUACACCACGCAAACUUAUGGCUCGGAAUACACCACAGAAAUCAUGAACCCCGACUACACCAAGCUGACCAUGGACCUUGGUAGCACGGGGAUCAUGGCCACCGCCACGACAUCCCUGCCCAGCUUCAGUACCUUCAUGGAGGGCUACCCCAGCAGCUGCGAACUCAAGCCCUCCUGCCUGUACCAAAUGCCGCCUUCUGGGCCUCGGCCUUUGAUCAAGAUGGAAGAGGGUCGCGAGCAUGGCUACCACCACCACCAUCACCAUCACCACCAGCAGCAGCAGCCGUCCAUUCCUCCUCCCUCCGGUCCUGAAGACGAGGUACUGCCCAGCACCUCCAUGUACUUCAAGCAGUCUCCACCGUCUACGCCGACCACUCCAGGCUUCCCCCCGCAGGCGGGGGCGCUGUGGGACGACGAGCUGCCCUCUGCGCCUGGCUGCAUCGCUCCGGGACCGCUGCUGGACCCGCAGAUGAAGGCGGUGCCCCCCAUGGCCGCUGCUGCGCGCUUCCCAAUCUUCUUCAAGCCCUCACCGCCACACCCUCCCGCGCCCAGCCCAGCCGGCGGCCACCACCUCGGCUAUGACCCCACGGCCGCAGCUGCGCUCAGUCUGCCCCUGGGAGCCGCGGCCGCCGCGGGCAGCCAAGCUGCUGCGCUCGAGGGCCACCCGUACGGGCUCCCGCUGGCCAAGAGGACGGCCACGCUGACCUUCCCUCCGCUGGGCCUCACAGCCUCCCCUACGGCGUCCAGCCUGCUGGGAGAGAGCCCCAGCCUCCCAUCGCCACCCAAUAGGAGCUCAUCAUCUGGCGAAGGCACGUGUGCUGUGUGCGGCGAUAACGCUGCCUGCCAGCACUAUGGAGUCCGCACCUGCGAGGGCUGCAAGGGCUUCUUCAAGAGAACGGUGCAGAAAAAUGCAAAAUAUGUUUGCCUGGCAAAUAAAAACUGCCCAGUAGACAAGAGACGCCGAAAUCGAUGUCAGUACUGCAGAUUUCAGAAGUGUCUCAGUGUCGGGAUGGUUAAGGAAGUUGUGCGUACAGACAGUCUGAAAGGGAGGAGAGGUCGUCUGCCUUCCAAACCAAAGAGCCCACUACAACAGGAGCCCUCGCAGCCCUCCCCGCCAUCUCCUCCGAUCUGUAUGAUGAAUGCCCUUGUCCGAGCUUUAACAGACGCAACACCCAGAGAUCUUGAUUAUUCCAGAUACUGUCCCACCGACCAGGCCACUGCAGGCACAGAUGCUGAGCACGUGCAGCAGUUCUACAACCUUCUGACGGCCUCCAUUGACGUGUCCAGAAGCUGGGCAGAAAAGAUCCCGGGAUUCACUGAUCUCCCCAAAGAAGAUCAGACGUUACUUAUAGAAUCAGCCUUUUUGGAGCUGUUUGUUCUUAGACUUUCCAUCAGGUCAAACACUGCUGAAGAUAAGUUUGUGUUCUGCAACGGACUUGUCCUGCAUCGACUUCAGUGCCUUCGAGGAUUUGGGGAGUGGCUCGACUCCAUUAAAGACUUUUCUUUAAGCUUGCAGAGCCUGAACCUUGACAUCCAAGCCUUAGCCUGCCUGUCAGCACUGAGUAUGAUCACAGAGCGACAUGGGUUAAAAGAACCAAAGAGAGUGGAGGAGCUAUGCAACAAGAUCACAAGCAGCUUAAAGGACCACCAGAGGAAGGGACAGGCUCUGGAGCCCUCAGAGCCCAGGGUCCUGCGCGCACUGGCAGAACUGAGGAAGAUCUGUACCCAGGGCCUCCAGCGCAUCUUCUACCUGAAGCUAGAGGACUUGGUGCCUCCACCUUCUGUCAUCGACAAGCUCUUCCUUGACACCCUGCCUUUCUGAGCAGGGGAAGCCUGAGCAGAGCGCUACUUGCUCUGCUGGUACCUGAUCAUUAAGUGAGCAGAAGAAUGGGUUUGAACCCCUUCCACUCUGUCCUUCCUUCAGGGGAAAAGCAGCUCCCAUAGAAAGCAAAGACUUUUUUUUCCUUUUCCUGGCACCUUUCCUUACAACCUAAAGCCAGAAACCUUGCAGAGUAUUGUGUUGGGGUUGUGUUUUAU
Mus pahari (shrew mouse) is the source of this 2800-nucleotide messenger RNA. It is a transcript of the gene Nr4a3, whose product is annotated as nuclear receptor subfamily 4 group A member 3. Gene Ontology annotation, cellular component: transcription regulator complex; nucleus. Gene Ontology annotation, molecular function: nuclear glucocorticoid receptor binding; zinc ion binding; RNA polymerase II cis-regulatory region sequence-specific DNA binding. NCBI's taxonomy places the organism in Eukaryota, Metazoa, Chordata, Mammalia, Rodentia, Muridae. The record is from RefSeq and is a predicted model, not a curated record. Gene Ontology annotation, biological process: cellular response to corticotropin-releasing hormone stimulus; regulation of transcription by RNA polymerase II. The transcript has 8 exons. The coding region runs from base 717 to 2585 and encodes 622 amino acids.